Messenger RNA from Pseudopodoces humilis (Tibetan ground-tit), 5741 nucleotides. It is a transcript of the gene PDE8A, whose product is annotated as phosphodiesterase 8A. The record is from RefSeq and is a predicted model, not a curated record. Lineage: Eukaryota; Metazoa; Chordata; Aves; Passeriformes; Paridae. Gene Ontology annotation, molecular function: 3',5'-cyclic-nucleotide phosphodiesterase activity. Gene Ontology annotation, biological process: signal transduction; regulation of DNA-templated transcription.
CAAGAAGAAAAGAAAACCUUACCAAGAUUCUCAGAUGGCUUAGACAAAUUAAUAAUAAUUUGUGAAAAUACGAAGUCGACCGGUUCUUGAUUUCCCCCCUUCCCUCCCCUCCAGCUCCCCAGCCCACUGCUGAGAUUGAGCUAAAAGGACCUGUUUCCUGGAGGACGAGGAGAACAGACACGUUUCUGGUGGUGUAGAAGGGACCGAUGGCAAUGCUUCAGAGUGUAGCGGAGACGCAGGAGAGAGAUUCAACCUGUUAACAAAAAAAAAUUAAGCAGGGGGAAAAUACCAACGGGAAGGAAAGAUAUAUAUGCAUAUAUAUGUACACGUAUAUAUAUACAAUUUAGAAGUAUUCCCCAGGUGGCCACAAAGCAUGGGCUGUGUUCCAAGCACCAACCUCUCUGACAGCAGAGUGAUCUGUCACAGUAGCAAUGAGUCUGAGGAGUACAAUUUCCCUCACCAGACCAACACAACCAUGUCUCAACAGCAGCAAGGCAACCCCGUCCCAGGAUUAUUCAUUAAAUGCUACAACACAUCCACUUAUGAGGCGAGGACUAAUUCCUCUAAGAAAGACAAGAGGGAGAACAGCCAGAGCAUGGAGGCAGAGGCCCAGACCGGCAGACCCAAUGUUAAGGCACCAGUAACAGAUGUGCAGUUUGGCCCUAUGAGACUUCAUCAAGAUCAACUUCAGGUACUUUUAGUGUUUGCUGAGGAAGACGAGCAGAGUAACGGGUUCCGCUGGGCGUGUGACAAGGCUGGAUUUCGAUGUAAUAUUGCCAGGACACCUCAGUCUGCACUAGAAUGUUUUCUAGAUAAGCACCAUGACAUUAUCAUUAUUGACCAUAGACAUUCCAGAUACUUCGAUGCAGAAGCAUUAUGCAGGUCUAUCAGAACAACAAAAGCCUCAGAAAAUACAGUCAUUAUUUGUGUAGUACAAAGGCACACUGAUCGUGAAGAGUCAUCAAUAUUGCCCCUGAUCUCUGCUGGCUUCACAAGGAGAUAUGUAGAAAAUUCUAGUAGAAUGGCCUGUUACAAUGAGUUGAUUCAGCUGGAAUUUGGACAGGUGCAGGCACAAUUCAAACUAAGGGCAUGUAAUUCAUUAUUUACAGCAUUAGAGAAAAGUCAAGAAGCCAUUGAGAUCACAAGUGAAGACCAUGUAAUACAGUACGUCAAUCCUGCUUUUGAAACAAUGAUGGGCUAUCAAAUAGGUGAACUAAUAGAAAAGGAACUAACAGAAGUGCCUAUAAAUGAAAAAAAAGCUGAUUUCUUAGAUACUAUUAAUUCCUGCAUAAAGAUAGGAAAGGAAUGGCAAGGAAUGUACUAUGCGAAAAAGAAAAAUGGAGAUAGCAUACAACAAAAUGUGAAGAUACUACCUGUCAUUGGACAGGGAGGAAAGAUUAGACACUAUGUGUCAAUUAGUAGACUGUGCAAUGACAACAAUAAGGUGGAGAAGACAUGUGAAUGUAUUCAGGCUGAAUCUCAGACAGAUACUCAGACUUGCAGACACAAAGACAUGAGGAAAGGAUCCCUGGAUGUCAGAUCCACAACAUCACGUGGGAGUGAUGGCAGCUCGCAGCGGCGCCGCUCCUCCAUGGCCAGGGUCCAUUCCAUGACUAUCGAGGCUCCCAUCACCAAGGUAAUAAAUAUCAUCAAUGCUGCGCAAGAGAGCAGUCCCAUGCCAGUUGCAGAAGCUUUAGACCGGGCUUUGGAGAUUUUAAGAACCACUGAAUUGUACUCUCCACAACUGGGGACAAAAGAUGAGGAUCCACAUACAAGUGACCUUGUUGGAGGGUUAAUGACAGAUGGUUUACGAAGAUUAUCAGGGAACGAGUACAUAUUGUCAGCAAAACAAACUCAUCAGGUCGCUGGCAGUCUGAGCUCUCCAAUCUCCCUCAAUGACAUACCCCCACGGAUAACACAGGCCAUGGAAAAUGAGGAACAGUGGGAUUUUGAUAUCUUUGAACUUGAGGCUGCCACCCAUAAAAGGCCUUUGGUUUAUCUGGGUCUCAAAAUAUUUGCUCGCUUUGGAAUCUGUGAAUUCCUAAACUGUUCAGAAUCCACCCUGAGGUCAUGGUUACAAGUUAUUGAGGCUAACUACCAUUCCUCCAACUCCUACCAUAAUUCUACCCAUUCAGCAGAUGUAUUACAUGCUACUGCUUACUUCUUGUCUAAAGAAAGAGUAAAGCAAACUCUGGAUCCGAUUGAUGAGGUUGCCGCGCUCAUUGCUGCCACAGUCCACGAUGUGGAUCACCCAGGUAGAACAAAUUCUUUCCUGUGCAAUGCUGGCAGCGAGCUCGCGAUUCUCUACAACGACACGGCCGUGCUGGAGAGCCAUCAUGCUGCCCUGGCGUUCCAGCUCACCACCCGGGAUGGCAAAUGCAAUAUAUUUAAAAACAUGGAGAGGAAUGAAUAUCGAACCCUUCGCCAAGUCAUUAUUGACAUGGUCUUAGCAACAGAAAUGACAAAGCACUUUGAGCAUGUCAACAAGUUUGUCAACAGCAUUAAUAAACCUUUGGCAGCGCUAGAAGAAAAUGGGAAUAAUGGUGAUGGAGAAUCAAUCAAGACCGUUCUCAGGUCUCCUGAAAACCGUAUCCUUAUCAAACGCAUGUUGAUAAAGUGUGCUGACAUUUCCAAUCCAUGCAGACCCAGAGAACAGUGUAUAGAAUGGGCCGGACGCAUCUCUGAGGAGUACUUUGCACAGACUGAUGAAGAAAGGAGGCAAGGUUUACCUGUUGUGAUGCCAGUUUUUGACAGAAAUACUUGCAGCAUCCCCAAAUCCCAACUAUCAUUCAUUGAUUACUUCAUUAUUGAUAUGUUUGAUGCCUGGGAUGCAUUUGCAGACCUGCCAAAUCUGAUGGAGCAUCUGAAUAAUAACAUUAAAUACUGGAAAGGACUGGAUGGAAGGAACCUGCGAGUCCUUCGGCCACCACCAGAAUAGCAGUUAGACCAUGGUGUGUCAUUCACUAGCCAGAUGCAUAUUUAUUCAAGUUCACUUCUAUCUGUGUGAAUUCAGAUUUGUUUUGGCCUCUUCAGUAUUACAGUAAAGCUAGCCCAUGCACUUGGGGAACUUUCACAUUCAAGAGAACAUGAGGUCAGCAGUUGACUUCCACAAAGUACCAUGUGUGGACUCGGAUGAAAUAAGCCCACCAAGUGGAAUUACACUGGAUUUCUGCAGUACUUGUACUGAAGAGGGUUUAUUGUGAUCAUACUUCUGCGAUAUCUUCAUACCAGCAUGUGAAGCUGGAAGACCUUGGAGAGAAUCCUCAUAAAAAGGACAUUCACUAGAAGUUUAUCUAUUAAUAGAGACUCACAGCUUUUAUGAGAAAGCUACAUGCUUUUUAUAAGCACUUAAGACAGUUAUGUAGAACAAUCAGACAUUUAAAAUGAAUGAAACUGUCUAUGAAAGAAUUUUUGAUCUAUGAAAAAUAGAUGUACUGUAUUUUUUCACAUCACAGAAGGUGCAAUCAUUCACUUCUGAGCACUACUGAAAGUGAGUUCUCCUUAAGAAAUUUAGUAGCAAAUGUAAAAAAUAACACAAGAAUUUUUGAGGUUGAUCGUUAGCAUCUAUGAUUAAAAUGUUAUGUUUUAUUUAUUUUGUUAGAUGUUCAAUAUUUUCUAUGAAUUUAUAAAUACUUAAAAGCCAAAGCCAACUUUAGAUGCAUUAUAAAUUUACAUGAUUCAUACUCAUUAAUAUACAUUUAAUUGAUGUACAGACCUUUUAUUUUCAUAAUGCAAAUACAAAAUACUAUACAAUGAUACAUUUUUAUUGCACUGUAAGGAUAGAUGUGUAUGUUUAAAUAUUGUCGGAUUUAUGUUAAUUAAAAUAAGGUUUAUUAAAAAGGUCUCACUUGAGAGUAGUAGAAUAAACAAGAACUGUAUACUGUCUGAGCACCAGAACUGCAGUAGUUCUCCCACAAACCAGUGAGGACCACCUGAUCUUCUCUUGGCUGAAAAAUAAUAAUGUGUUGGAACUCUUUGUUUUCUCCCAUGACAUUUUAUGACUGAAUUCCCUGUUAAAGUCUGCCUUAUUUUAUAUAGUAUUUCUACAAAGCAUUCCACAGCAUAUAUGAAGAGGUGAUACUAAGCAUCUAAUGAAUUUCAACAUUUUAUAGCCAAUGUAUUUUCCUCUGCCAUAAAAGAAAAAGAACCUAAAGCCACCAACAAAAACCUUUAACUCAAGAAGUUUGUAAAGGCUGUGUACCUUCACAAUUUGAAUGAAACCUUCAUAGCAACUACCAGAAAAUAAUAAAAUGUAUAUUUUAAGAAGUGUCAUGUCCUACACAUUUCAUUUGGAAAGUAUAUGCACUUUGUAGUUUGUAGACUAACAAACACAGGAAAUUCUUAACUAAGAUACUUUUUGUCUGGGGAAGGGAAAAGUUGAGGGGGUUGAACUGGCAUGAGGGUGAUGAAAGGUGGUGUGUAGCUGGCAAGCCCCUGUGUUUGUGGCCUACCCUUGGCAAGCCCAUGAGACCCUUGUGUGCCCUUGGACAAGUCUCUUCACAGCUACACGCCGUGUCAUGCUGUGUUCCACUGAAGGACUCGAGCAGUGUCCUGUCAGCUUUCCCAGUCGACAGAAAGGCAUCCAGAGGCACUGAAAGAGUUGCUGACUGUCAUUACUGCAGAGGCAAUGGACUUUAGAGACAUUUUGAAUCAUUCCUGAAGAAGCAGAUGCUGGAGAGAGGUGGAUGAUAGAGCAGUUCACGGACUGCAGCAGUGGCAGCCUUAAGGCUCCUGUGUCUCCAGUAGAGGAAAACUGCAUCACACCAUCAGUAUCUCCUCCACUUGUCUGCUGCAAUGAGGAUGGGAGAGGAAGUGUGGGUACCAGCAUGUGGACCCAGAGACUUGUCUGCAGAGAUACUGGUCAGAGCUCCUGAGAUGCCAGUUUCGUCCUCCCACCUGUGUGCCGAGCUUGGUGAGACUCCCAGGAGAGCUGAAUGCCAUAGGCAGGCACCGUCCCAGCACCGUCCCCACGCUGGGUGGUGCCGGCUGUGCCAGACUCUGCUUACCGUAAGUGAGGCAGACUGCGAGGGUACAGCGAGAAUGUGAGUGCUCAGGAACAGGCAAGGCGCCCAGCCACCACUCUGGGACUGGGCUGGGAACGGCGUGCUUGACAUCAGCCAUGGCUUCUGGGGUUCAUGAGGGAGAAAGGCUCCAACUGCUCGAAUACAGACAGUUUUCAGGACAUUGUGAGAGCAGAGUGAAGUACUCCUCACCUGACAACCAAGCCCUAAAAGCGAGCAGCCUCUCCCAGUCCCUCAAAAUCCACGCUGGCAGACUCAGUGCCAACAUGCUGUCCCCUGUUAUGACAGAUCUCUAACAAGGCAAGGUCAAAAAGCACAAAGUUUUAGCUGCUCUAUCGUGCCAGGAACAAAAUAAACCCCAAAACACCAACCAACCAAAAACCACACCGAAACCCCAACAAUGACAAAAAAAGCAAACAAUCCAAAGCCUUGUUUUAAAAUAAGCUGUUUUAAAUAAAUGAGUGUUCUUUGAACCACAGCAGAGUACGUACGUAACGAUGUUUGUUAAGUAAAUAUCAGUGACAUGUUUAAGUCUGGCUCAGUAGGUAUUAGCAAAGUGAUAUUUGUGUUGGUUUUGUUGUAACAAGAAUCAAUCGUGUUUGUAGAAGGUGGUCUGAAAAAAGGGACUUUGGAUUUGGGGUUUAGUUUCUUCCAUCUGCCGACCAGUAGUUCUACUUUGGGACUUUUAAGUAAAAGUCCUUCCCAAUGCAUUGAAUUUGG